Molecule: messenger RNA, 975 nt
Organism: Schistosoma spindalis
Lineage: Eukaryota; Metazoa; Platyhelminthes; Trematoda; Strigeidida; Schistosomatidae
Source: the annotation of a GenBank genome assembly
AUGUUAUCAUUAAAAUGGUCUAUUAUUUAUCUUAUAAAUUAUUAUCUAAUAAUGAAUUUCAUUAUAUGUCAAUUUCAAUUAAAAGAUAAAAUAUAUUAUAAAAUAGAUAAUUGUGAACAAACAAUAGAAUUAGGUAAUUGGUGUGAAUGGUCAGAAUGGAAUAAAUGUGAAUUAAUUACAUGUACAAGACAACGUGUCCGUGAAUGUAAUUGUCCUAAACCAUUAAAAUGGACAAAAUUAACAGAAUGUAAAACAUAUAAACCACAAAAUGAUUAUCGAAUAAAUAAUACAAUAGUCAAACACACUCGACAUAUUCGACUAACAAGAAAUACAGAAAUGGAAUGUCAAAUACCCACAAUAUUUGAAGGUAUUUACUACCCUGAUUGUUUCAAACUUCAACAAAAACCAAAAAACAUGAAAUAUUCAUCUAAUAGAUUUAAAUCAGAUUACUUUUGUACAAUCAAUAAUACUAUGGAAAUUGAUUUAUGUGCAAAAGAUUUAACUAAUUCACAAAUUUUAACUAAAGGUAUGAGAGAAUAUGAUAUUGGUGCUUGUGAUAAUUGGUAUGUAUUACAUCAUUGGAAUAUGGAGAAUUUAUCAAUACGAUUAAAACAUAUUUAUGAUUCAUAUAGUGAACUAGGACGUAAAUGUUCAUUUGAAACAGAUGAUUAUUAUCCCUUGUGUACUUAUCAUACAUUUUAUUCAGAGCAUACAAGAAGUGAUUAUGGACGACUCAAUAAUCUUGCAUAUGAUAUAGAAAAUUGCCGUUUCGCUUGUGCUAUUCAUCUACAAUGUAAAGCUAUUGAAUUUUUAUAUGGAGUACAUUGUAUACUUGCAUUUGAUUUUGAUAAAUCAAUACUUUCACAAUCAAUUGGAACAAUCAUUGAAUUGAAACCAAGUGAAUGUAACUCUAAAAUUAAGGAUGAUCAUUAUAUAUAUCCAUAUAGUAAUGCUGUAUCUGUUCUUAAUGUUUAA